CGCCCUCAAAACGGGUCGUUUAAUGUGGACUUCAAUUUCUUAUUUGUAACAGCUUUUAAAACUACAUUCAAGUUUUUAUUUGUAUUUAAAUAACCAGUUAAAGAAAUACACAUUCAUAUACACAUAUAAUAUACAAUAGCUACAUACAGAAGUGUGCACAUUUAUUAGAACACAGAGCCACACACGCGGUCAAACGCAGGAGGCUUUUUAGAAGUUGUUUAAGACGCCUGAUUAAAGCACAAAGCGGUCUGACAUUUUCACACACGAGUGUGUUUCUAUAUCACAGAUUACUGAGUGGAAAUUGAAAUUCUCACACCGAUUUUGAGAACGCCCAAAGGAACCGUAGCACGUAUUGACGCGUUAUUCUCAGAAAUAGAAUUGUGAAAAAGGAAGCUGAAUUUAAAAAAAAAAAUUAAAGCAACAGUCGUUCUGCCACAGAAGCCUUCACACGUCGUUUUUAUCCACCCUGAAUUAUAAAAUGUCUGCACAUCGCAGAUUGCUUCAUUUCAGUUACGCGCUGCCAGUUUUCAUCGUGCUGCUGGGUUUGCUGGUGGCCAGUUCAGUAUUUGCUGAUCCAGUCGUGAAUGGGAUUGUUGGAGAGUCCGUUGUCUUGCCCGCUGGUUUGUCCCCACAGGAUAACCCAAGUGAACUUGAAUGGAGAUUGGGCAAAAAUAUCAUUGCUGAUAAAGAUAAUAGUGAGGUAACAACUGACCAGUUCAGACAUAGGGUGCAUCUGAACAGAACAGACUGGUCUUUAACAAUCAAUCUGCUCAGAGCUGAAGACAGUGGAGAAUAUAAACGUAUUGCCACGGCAACUUCUGGAGGUCAACUCCCUACACUCACUGUUACUUUUCAUGUUUAUGAAAAGAUCAAGUCGGAGGUGACGAGGAAACCAUCGCAUGAAACCUGCCGUGCCACGCUGCUCUGCACCACGAACCAACGAGAACACGUCUCCUACCGCUGGAAGAGAGGGGACCAGGAUUUACCUGAGCAUGCUGGGAUACUGGAGGUGUCCCUGAUCCCCGGAGAGAUUAAUGUUACCUUCACCUGCGUCGCUUCUAAUCCAGUCAGCGAGGCAACAGCGUCUAUCCGGGAGAGCUGUGCAGAGCCCCCGGGGGGUGUUUCGUUCUGUGUGUUGAAGUCGGUCCUUCUCUCCCUGGGUCUGGUUCUGAUGAUCUCUGCUGUGAUCGGAGUCCAUGUGAGGGAUUGCACGCAUACAAAAAGAAAUGUGCGGCGGCAUCGAGCAGCAUGUGAGACUUAGAGGAAGCAGAGACCGGUUUAGCCUCCUGCACUGAGAAAGGACUGCAGACCCGCAGAGCGGCUGAAUGCAAAUCUACAAUGAGAAAGGACUGCAGACCCGCAGAGCGACUGAAUGCAAUCCUGCACUGAGAAAGGACUGCAGACCCGCAGAGCGACUGAAUUUGAUUUCCUUAAAAUUUUCCAUAUAUAUAUAUAUAUCAGUGUGGAGUCGUGGUUAGGGCUCUGGACUCUUGACCGGAGGGUCGUGGGUUCAAUCCCAGGUGGGGGACACUGCUGCUGUACCCUUGAGCAAGGUACUUUACCUAGAUUGCUCCAGUGAAAACCCAACUGUAUAAAUGGGUAACUGUAUGUAAAAAUAAUGUAUUUGUAUGUAGAAAUAAUGUGAUAUCUUGUUACAAUUGUAAGUCGCCCUGGAUAAGGGCGUCUGCUAAGA
This is a messenger RNA of Acipenser ruthenus (sterlet), 1693 nucleotides long. RefSeq names its product SLAM family member 5-like. NCBI's taxonomy places the organism in Eukaryota, Metazoa, Chordata, Actinopteri, Acipenseriformes, Acipenseridae. The coding region runs from base 479 to 1261 and encodes 260 amino acids. The transcript is spliced from 5 exons. The record is from RefSeq and is a predicted model, not a curated record.